Stylophora pistillata is the source of this 11216-nucleotide messenger RNA. RefSeq lists its product as uncharacterized. Gene Ontology annotation, molecular function: microtubule binding. Gene Ontology annotation, cellular component: centrosome. Gene Ontology annotation, biological process: microtubule anchoring. The record is from RefSeq and is a predicted model, not a curated record. NCBI's taxonomy places the organism in Eukaryota, Metazoa, Cnidaria, Anthozoa, Scleractinia, Pocilloporidae.
CAAAAAAUGGCGGGCUGUAGUUGGGUCAUUUGCCUGAAAUAGAUCUAUGAUUUCAAAGUGUUUUUCAUUCAAAAACAUAUAGGAAUUCUUGAGGAUAAUUAACAGGAGAAGCAUCAGUCGAAAUACGGACCAUCCAAAGUUUCCUGAGCGCUAACAGAAUAUGGCGGAAGUUUUUUUGUCUUUGUCUGAUGCUCUCCCGAUGACGAAAGCGAAAGUUUUUUGAUGGCUUCGUCGACGCUGUUUCGUGGUCGACGCAUCGUAGAUCCCGUCCCGGUUCAGCGUGGCCCUUUACCGAGAGAUGGAAAGUACCACACUUCUUUCUCAGACCUGGCAGCAGCAUGGGAAAACGUCGGGGAAGUGAAGUCUGCGCUCCAAGCUGCUGAAGCAAGGAUAAAUGAAGCAAAUGCAGGUCUUGGUUCUGGAGUGGAGGAUAAUGAUGAACCCUUACAAGAAAUAUUCUCUGAGACACAGAGAUAUGGACGGGUGUCCAGAUAUGAACUGCGACCAGGUCGAUAUGGACAAGGUGCACGAUCUGCAAAUGUUUUGGGAGAAGAUCGUGCUAACUCACCUGUGAGAAGAUCAUCCGAGUUUUCAUUGAAUGGGAACAAACAGGAGUCUACAAUCAGAGCACCUGCACCCACCUCUUUGUUAUCUCCUCCAUCAAGGGAUAGUCUCUCUACUGAGCUCCGAAGCAGUACCACCCCAAGAAAUCCACCUGCUAUCUUUCCUACAUACCCAGCUGUAACUGAGGGUCUGGAUCCUGUUUUGACAACAGCUUACUCAUCAAUCUAUAGGACAAAUGAGCAACCAAGUCGUAGAUCGCCGGUCAGAUUUCAAGGUCUUUCAACCAUCCCUUCUUCUUCUAGCUUUGAUGACUCAUUGGAAGUUAGCAGUACAGCUAGAACAUCCAUGAGUGAAACUCGUCCAACAUCCUCGCUUGGGCUCAGACCUGUAAUAGCUAAUAAUUCCGAUGCACUUGCAAGGUUGAAAGAAAGAAUUAAACUACAGAAAGAACAAGCCUUCAGGCUUGGUCCAACUGAUUCUGUCACAGGGAUGAGCUCUGCAAAUCCUUCUCCCCGUAGCACAGAGGACUUGUCUGUGGAGGUUGCAGUAGAGGAACCAUGUAGAAGUGAUUUGGAUGUUCCAGUAAGACCUGCAAUUUCCAAGAGAAAAGUAGCCUCUGCCCCCGCAGCACCUGCCUAUAAAGGUUUCAGUGAGGUAGAAUCAAAACCAACAGUGUUAUCUGAAGUUAACAGAAAGGUCAAAACAAAGAGCUCUACAGUUGACAAUACAAGAACUGGCAACCAAAGGCCUCAAAAGCCAUUGCAACAAAAAGGACCUCCCAAGGUACAACGAGUUAUUGCUCCUCGCCGCCCAACAGACACUAUAACAACAUCAUCAUGGCGCACUGGCCAACAAACUGUUAAAAGGAUAUUGGGUCCAGCAACCAAGAAGGCAAAAACGUCUGCCAUCAGUCGACCCCACUCAAGCAGUAGCCAGGAUACAGACAUAUCAGAACCCAAGAGUCUCAAUUUUCAGUGGAAAAAUGAUGCUGGCAAUAAAAGGGCAGGUGGUUACAUGAAUGGGGAUUCACGGGAAGGGAAUGGAAGUGAAAAAAGUGAUAUUUCCAGAGGAGCAUCUCCAGUUGGUGAAGAACAAGUGAUGAAUGGAGGGAAGAAGGACUCAGAUUCUGAACUGUCCCUAAAUUCUUCAGUUGCUUCCAUGGAAUUUAAAGCAGUUGGCCCCGACGAGGAUAUGAAAGAUUUAAGAGAGAACAGAGUUUUAUCCACAGAAGCAAAAAAUAUUCUGUCUGACUUAGAACUUGACACUGACAAUAAUUCUGAUAAGGAAGAAGGUGAAAAAGUUAUUCCCAAGUCAAAACCCAAAGAAAUUAAAGUGAAGCAGUCAUCAAAGGGAACUCGGAGAAAGAGACCAUUCAGUGCAAAGCCACAAGCUUCACAACAGCCAAGCUAUCCUGUACAAAAGCAGAGACACUAUGACACUGAUGAAGUUAAGAAAUACAUGGCUAAACAAAUGGCUGAAAGAAAGAAAAAGUUGAAAGAAGACAGGCUAAUGAAACAAAGGGCUGUGGAAGAAAAAAAGAAGAAGCUUGAGGAACUGUACAGUAGACAGAAAAAAAAUCUUGGAAACAACCUUCAUCGUAAAGACAAGAAAUCUCUUGGGGAGACAUAUUCAAAAGGCCGCAGUGAUUUCAGAUCUAUUAUAUAUCCUUACAACCACCCUUUCCAACAAGAUGAAGUAGAGUGUUACGGUGAAGAUACCGAAGUCAGUGAGUCAGAUAAAGAGAAUCUCGACAUCGCCUCCUUCAAAGGUCUACCAAAUUAUUCCGCAUCCAGUGAGACACUUAGGAUGAACGGUAGAGAGCACCACAGCUUAUCUAGCUCAUCGUCUGUUUUGAGUGAAGAUGGCUCCAUUUCUCCAGAACCUGACAGAGAGAGGAAGAGUCCAGUGCCAGGUGUUUCUGGUGUCUCCAUUGGAACAAAGACCAUUGGUUUGAGACCAUCUGAUUAUGUUGGCCUCCCUCGAGGAAACCUACAACAUGAUGACUUGUUGACCACAGGUGAGUUGGAACCCCGCUCUUCUUCCAGCCCAAAUCAGACAGCUGACAGACACAGACCAGGGGUUGUGUCUUCAUCUGCAGGAAAGGAGGAGCAAAAGCUUUCAGGUAGUCCUCCCAGAGAGGAUAGAAUAGCAGCAAUAAAACAAACAGCUGCACAGCUCAAACAGCGACUGGCAACAGAAGCAUUACGACUUGGUCUAAAUCUGAACACCACUGUAUCUGAAGAAACAGCUGAGGAACGAGGGACCUGUACAACAACAGGAGAUUACACUGUGUUCAGGGGAGCCCUGCCAGGAGUGGGAAGUCUUCAUGAACAAGCUGAACUGAAUUUUGAAAUGCAUUCCAGGACAAAUGCUGCAACAACAAUCCAAGCAGCCUUUAGAGGCCACAGUGUCCGUCAAGGUCUCAACUGGAAACUUCCCUCUGGACGCACCCUGAGGUCGACUGUCAGGCAAGGGCUACAUCAGAGACCAGGAAAUUCAGUUGCUGGGACAUCAGAGUCCUCUCAUUACUCCACAGCCUGGGACACUGUUGUUCCUAAUGAGGACAAGAGUGUCAUAUCAGACAUCAGUGCCUCCUACAGCUCAGCAAGAUCCAUGGUGAAAUCACCAACUCAAAGCUCAAAAUCCCUGAAGGAAGAUAGAUCAUCAAGUGUUAAAAGCUCACCAAUACACGAAUCACAACGAAGAAAGCAUACAACAGGACACGGGCAGAGGGAGACAAAAGGGAAAAAGAAAUCAGCCACACCUCCAUGGAAAAGCAAAGGCGGUGACAGCUUAAGUGUCAUCAAUAUUUUUACCAGAAGAAAUCCCCACUUGAAAUUGCUUCCUAAAGAAGAUGAAAGUCUAAGGGAGCAUGGAUCUGAAACACAAAGUCUUCUUGAAGAGACACUAACAGAUGACAAGGUUAGGGAGACAGCUAGUCUGCUUGAGCCUCCUGCAGACCAAAAUCAGUCUGGAGACCUGUUGGAACAGACACUGGUGGAGGAAUCCCCUGAUAAGAGUCGUGCUCUUGAUGAUUAUGACGAUGAUGACUUUACUGGGUCCUUGGGUGACAGCACAAAGGGAGGAAGUGAAAAGCGCACCCCGAGCCCCAACAGAAAGACAGACGAGCCUGUGUAUUCAGAGACAUUCGAGAGUCCAGAGAACAAGACAAGCUCUCCUCAUAAGAACGAUGCUCUGCGAUCUCCUAACAGGAGUUUGGAAAGUGGUCCCCUAUCACCCACACUGUCAGAGGGAGAGUUGUCUCGUGUAAGUGAGGCAGCUGACAAAUCUCCAACCUUUUCGUCUACACGGAAUAUUCCUUUAUGUUACUUCAUGAAAUUAAAGAAACACAGCUUCGCUAAUCUACAAAUCUUGUCAACUGCCCCAGUUUACCCACCGCCAUCGGUGUUUGCGCCAUCACAUCAGGGGGGCGACCGUCUCUCACCUGGGUCUCUAGACAUGAGGCUCACAGCAGAACUGAACAGAUUGGAAUACAUGGAGGAAUCAGUACGACAACUGACUGACGUGGAGCGGACUCGUGCAGUGUCCAUGGCACAACAAGAAACUGUGUCUUUGGCCCAGAUACUCAAGUCUAAACAACUGUCGCAUGCCAGAGAUAUGGAGAAUCUAAGAGCCAGGGCUCGUGAAGAGGCGUUAGAGGCAGCCAAGCAACUGGAAGAGGCUCGACGGGCAGCGGCGGAUGCAGCCGCUGGAGCAGCUGAAACGAUUGCCCGAGUGAGGCUAGAGGCAGCUGCUAGCAUAUCAGAGUCUGCUGACCGGCUGGUUACGGUCCAGAGUGAAGCAGCAAGAACCACAGCCGAGUCAGCCAAACAAGUCGAGGAGGCCCGUUCAUCAGCCGCACGGACGUUAUUAGAGGUUGCUACGCAACAGACCGUUGACACACGCGGUGUGGCCGCUGAAGCAGCCAGUGCAGCCGCAGAAGCGGCCGUCAAGAGCAGCAUGUCGCGAUUUCACGAACAGCAAGAACAACUGUUGAGAGAGAGAGAAACACGUCUGAAAAGCUAUCGUGACAGAAGCCGUGACGUGACGCGUGACAGUUACUCCAGUUACUCAACCAGCCAGCGAAGCGAUAGCUAUUCUAGAACAAGGACUUCACGGUCAGGAACUGAUGCGGUAGACCGAGCAUCGCAAUCCAAGGGAAGUGCUAGUAAAAGUAGGACGAAUGUUGGAGAUGAUGUGGAUCUUUCAAGAAGUUCUGAGCGAGAUGGAACUGUAAGCGUUCGCAUAGCAGGUGAUCUAUCAGUGGACCGUUCCACUAGCCACAGCCGGCGCAUCCCUACCCGGUCAGAAGCUGCUUUGCGCUCGCAUCACUCAACUCUAGCGGGGGAGGAGUCGGGCAGCAUUCCUGAAGAAGUUGAUCACAGUGUGGCUGAUAGUGUUGUGUCUGAUGUUGGACUCGACUUGGCUGAUGAUGACUCCUUAGCUGACGUGUUGACGGGAGAUGACCUCAAAAAACCAUCUGAACGCUUAGAAAGGUCACCGGAAGAAGACUACACGCUGAACUUCGAAGAGUCAGUGAUGUCAUCACACACUGCAACAGAUGACGAGAUUGACUUCCGAAUGAUACUUCCAUCUGAAAGCCACAGACGGAGGAGCCUGGGUAAGACAGGAAGGCGGGGCAGCUUAGGUUCUGACCAGGGGACUGUAUCCUACUCGUCUGACGAUAACCAUGACUCUCAGGAUUUUCCAGUUGAUAAGAUGUUGGAGGAAUUUUCUUCGGCGCCUUUUUCCGGUGAAGAUUCAUUCUCUCAGUUCACGUCCGAAAUGGUCCGUUUGAUGAAAGAGGAAGAAGUUCGAGCCAAACAUCAAGCUGGGCUUCUACGCCUGCGCGAAAAAGCCCUGAAGGAAAAGACACGAGCCGAGAUGGCCUGGCUCGAAUGUCAGAAGCAAAGGCAUCGAGACAAGGGCGCCGAUGACGUCAUGCCGUCAAUUAGAAAGCGGCAGCGAGGAGUUUUAAUGAGACUUCAAGCUGAACAGGCGGAGAUUAAGCGCCUGAAAGCUGCGAAUCGCGCAGCCAGCUACGAACGGCGUUUGUUGUUGAUGCAGCAGGAGGAGAUCGCAAGACUGAGAAAAAACACCAAGAAAGUCCGAGAGAGGGCUGCUACUGAACAGGCGGCGCACGCACAGGAACGGAGUGAUAAUCUUAAAACUGGAGAAAAGGACUCUGCAGAGCAGGCGAAGAGCGAGGCUGAAUCGACUGAGAUAGUCGAGGAGUUGGAUGACAAACCCGCGGAUCAUUCCACUGGCAGUCGCUCAUCCGUCUCCGAAGACAUCAAAACUGCUUCACCUUCGGCCUCCGCUGCGGCGAGUAUCGCUGAAGAAAUCCCUAGCCACCAGUCUCCAGGAGCUAGUCGGGCCGAGUCUCGUCCUUCCAGUGCUGAGUCUGGUACCAGCGAGAGGAAAAGAAGAUUAUCAGAGGGUGACAGCGAUGAAGGCUCAGCUAAGGAGGGGACUGUGUCCGCCACAAAAGGGUCACCAACAGCUUCAGAUUCUACUGUUAUGCAGAAGUUGAAAAAGUUAAAACAUCAAUCCAGCGAGAGGUAUCUAACUCUGCGAGAGCAGAAGCUUAUGAAACGAAGGAAAGAGGCUGAAAAUCUUUUGGAGAACAAGAAGAAACUUUUGGAAUGGGAAAAGCGACUUGACAAAGAAGAAAGUCUUGUAAGGAACCUGCUUAACGAAGCUCUAAACCUUGAAAGCUCCAGGAAGCAGACAAGGACAACAAGUAUAACAAGCGAAGAAGAAGAACAUAAAGAUCGCAGUGGUAGAGAAUCCUCUGGCAGCCUGUCAGUAUCCAGAACUCCUUCGAAUAAAGUCAACACCAAAGAUAGAUCCACGCAAGGAACUGACAGCAUCAGUGAGUCCAUCAAGGCGGCCCGUUCGCAUGGCCCCGAGCAUAGUGCCAGUGAGAGUUCAGUUGCUGAGGAACUGAGUAUUCCCGCACGUGACAGGUCACAUGAUCAGUCAGAGAGGUCACGUGACAGUUCCAUUCCUGAGGUGGAUAUGAAGACUCGGUCCCAGGCUAGUAGCUCAAUUCGCGAGGAAAUUCCAGAAGAGUACGUCAACGAUACGUUCGAAUCGCUAGAUAGCAGUGCGACUCCUGCGCACUCCACCCCCGUGCGGAGCGAUUUGACGCUGAAGCGAGACACGUCCCCGGCUCUAAGCAGGCGAUCAUCAACAGGGGAGGGUAGCAAAAGUGAGGAGGACACCUCUGUGACGGAAACCUCGGACCACAGCGACAUUGAGUCUCGUGUUCGCCGCCUGAGAGACCAACUUGAAGUACGCAAGCGCGAGGUUAAGCGCUUGUACAAUGAAAGGAAAAAGCAAAGAAAAGCUAUGUUGCGGGCUCAAGAAGCCAGCUUAAGGCAGGAAUUACAGGCUGUGGAAAUGGUAAUCUCAAGGACAAAAGCCGAACUCAAUCGACCUCAAACGGAUUCAAAACGACCAGAGUCUAGCUCUUCUGACCAACACCCAACGAGCGCCAAAAACGAUUCCAGUGCCCGUGAAGUCAGGUACCAUCUUUCUCGAACGUCAGAUGUGGGCGGAAGUCGCAAGGUAACCGCACCGGACAAGCCUGUGACAGUAUCUGUUAGGAGUGAGCCGGCAGGGGAGAGAGUUUUAAGUGCUGUGGAUGCGGAAGUUAAAAGUCGAGGUGAUCGAACAAUUUGUGAUGUUCCCAGCUUAAAAGAAAAAGACGAGGAGUAUUCUUCUGUCAGUGAGAUUAAGACAGGAAAGAGAAAUGAUUUGUCAUCAGGGAAAGGCGAAACACUCUUGGAUAAAAGAGAAGACCUUAAUUUUACCGACAGAACUCGAACCCCCGACGAAACUCUUUCGGAAAAUCUUCGGGGAUCGGCCAACAGUGAACGCGAAACGUCGGUUAGAGAUGCUGACGAUUCCCGAGAAGAAAUCAAAGACGAGGCGAGGACGGCCGAAGAUGUUUCCAUAAGCGAGGACAUCGAAGUUCAAACACCGUCCAAGGCAUCUCACUCUGAGGGGUCAGAACAUAGCUCUCGAGGAUCUAGUCAAUCUCAGUCAGUUAGUCGUCAGAAAGAAUCGGAUAAUGAUCGCAAGGUUUCGUUAAGGGAGCGGUCCGAGGUAGACGUAAAUAUCACUGAUGAAGCGAGGACAGCGGAAAAUACAUCGUUGAGCGAAGAAAACGAAGUUGUUAAAAGGUCCAGAUCCUCUCACUCUGGGAGCCACUCCACUUAUGAACUUAAAGAGUCGAAGAACACCGAUCGUUCAGAACAGUCAGGUAUCGUCAGCGGGCGAAAAUCGAUUGUUUCCGACGGAUCGAAGUCUUCCAGACGUUCAAAAUCCCCCGCUUUGUCGGAGAAAUUGCCGAGUCUUCAACACGUGUACAGUUCGUCUUUUGAGAGUGUUCAGAGUGAAGUGGACAAAACCGAAGACGAUAUCAGUGAGCAUAUCAGUGUUGAGGAAGACGGAAAAAGUAGCGACAAGUCUGAAAGGCAAGAUGGCGUCCCAGAUGAGCCAUCUACGCGUCCUGAUCAGUUUUCAUUAAAAGGUGAAGGUGGGAUAAAAGACCUUUCUGAAGUACCUGAGGAUAUUUCUAGCACCAAGUAUGAAAAAUCUGAAGUGGAAGUGAUACCAAAAUCUACAUCACUUUCUGCUAAAAGUAGUAGCCCCGUGUCUGAAAAGACGGGACAGUCGUUAAAAGGAGAAAAAGAUUUACUAAGACCGGAGGAAAACAAAAGCGGACUUCUUUCCUACACCGAUGACUUUGAGCCUUCUGCGAUCGACGAAACUGACGAAGGAAAACCUCGUGGUUCCUACACUCCAGAUUUCGAACCAUCCGAGUCGAACUUUCCAGUAGAGGAUGACAGAACUUCUCAGGAAAAAGAAGAAAUCGACGACUUCAGUUCUCCCUCGAAGGAAAGGGAACUUUCUGAAGUAAUUGAAGUGGAUGACAGUAAAUCACCUCAGGAAGAGCAAGCUCAGAAACCUCCUAAAAUUCCAAUUCUCGAAUUAGAGCAAGCUACCGACGAAGAAAGCAUUGCAGAAGAACUGAGUGAAAACAUAGAAGGCCUUGAAGAAAUAAGCAAAGACAAUGAUAGUGGGUCCUUAUUUGAGGAAAGUGACUUAAAAAAUGAGCAGGGAAGUCUGCGGAGACAGGUUGAGCACGAAUCCGUUGAUGAGAAGGAGAAAAUCGACGACGAAGUAUCGCCUGGUGUGCUGCUAAAAAGUAAGCAGUCGCCAGAAUCCCGAAGCCGUGAAUCUGAUCAACAAACUGCUGACAGAAUCUCUCAGGACUUGUCUUCGAUGUUACUGAAAGAGUCUGUGAACUUCGCGACAAGAGUGUUCGAUAAACGUCGCCAUGUCUACCAAGAUUUACCGAAACAGGCGGCAAAAGAUGGUGCAUCUGUUGAGGAUGGAAAAGAUGGUGUAUCAAGAUCAUUAGCAGAAACAUCCGAAACAGACGAGAUAUCUGAACAAUUAUCCGCCAUCCAGCCGAACGAAAGUUUGGAUUCUGGACCGGACCAUAGGAAAAGGGAGAAAAAAGAUUUGGCUCCCUCUCCCACUGAACAGCGCCAGCAGGUAUCACCAGAACAAAAGAGUGACGACAUCGUGAAUAAACUGUCAGACGCACUGCUUAAGGAGGCUGCCGCGCAAAUGAUUGCAAUUAUGCAAUCUCGUCAAGAAAAGUUUUCCAAGACCAAGGCUGAAAACACCGCUGACUUAAGUACUUCCCCCAGGGAAGCAACAGAAGAUGAACCUCAUUCGGCUGAAGAGAGUCCUCUUUCGUCGCCCAGAAGCAAUCGAUUUAUGGCCGUCCAACAUUUUCAGGACGGAUUACUGAAGUACACUGAGGACACCUCGCCACCUCCAGGAAGUCCCACAAGUGAGCAGCAGUCUUCAAUCAACGAGAGAGAAUUGACAGAUAAGCUUGAUCAGUUAAGACGUUUACACGAGCAUCUGGAGGGUGCGCGGGGCGAAGGUGAUGAUGAACGCUCAGAAUUUAAAGUUAACACCAAUGCUCUCAUGGAAUUUCCCACUGAGGACGAAGAUGAAGAAGAGGAGGAGACAUUCAGGCGUUCUAGAGGAGCUUCGUUUCUUUUCUCCGUCCCUCAUCGUCUUAGUGAAGUCAGCCGAUUGGUGGCUUCCUCUCUUUCUGUUUUCUUCGAACGUAAGAGAAGAGGACUGCCGUUAGAUAACAUAACACCCCCAUCGGAAAUCAUCGGCGUCGACGAAGCGGACGACGACCUCGAAGCCAAUAGUAAACGAGUUUACCGACGAUUAGUGUUCGAUUUGACAGGCAAUCUGCUCAAAGACCUCUUAUCUGAGGAGACUUCCGCGAGGCGGCCAGCUUGGAUGAAAGCGAAACCGCGACGAAAACGCCGUCUGCAUCGCAGUCUGCAACCACUUGUCCACGAAGAAGACUUUCUCCCUGUUGUGCAGCAACAAGUUUUGAAUUUAGUCGGUUUGGGUGACGCAAGGCCUUCUCUCGACCGUGUUCGUCGGAAGACGCCUCUGAAGGUAGGAAAGAAGGAUUUCGUUGACGCCAUCCUGAUCCAGGAGCUUCGAGAAGAGGAGCCACUGUGGGUAGAUUACGAUGACGAUGAACUUGCUGUGAAGUUCCAAGUGGCAGAUGCUAUUUUCGAAUCUCUGUUAUCUGAAACUGUGAUGGUGGUAAAUGCUGUGCAGUUAAGGCGAGAGGCAAGGGCUGAGUUGGCGCACAGCUGACGAAGCCAUAUGUUCUGAUGUCUUUAAAGUACUUCCUGAAAUUACAAUUGCAGUCGGUCACGCAUUGACUUUGGUGAAAUAAUGGUACUCUGCGAGCAGACUUGCAUUUUAAAUGGAUGGGAAAUAUGCAAGGGAGUGUGCGGAUAAACGGUAGCGGGCUGAACUCCAAGCCGGAGACUGUUUUUGGACUAAAAUAUUUGAUGGAGUAGUAUCAGUACAACAGUCCUUUUGAAAAAACCGCUUCCAUAAUUAGCCUUCCUCUCCUUUUAGACAUGAGAUCAAUUAUAUUUGACUCUAAAAACACAACUGAAAAAUUAGAACAGAAUGAGUGGAAUCCAAGUGUUCGAUUUAGAGAGGUGUACGUUCUUUAAAGAUGUCCAUCAAGAGGGAAUAUGGAAGGAAGAAGAGUCCUUCCUGUCGUAUGACUGAUUGAUUUUUCUUCUAGUCAUUAACACCGUGUUCAUCUGAUAAAAAUUACGAAACAGGAAAGCAAAGACAUGUCUUCCUUACUACUAAAUUUUGCCGAUGGGAAGGGUUGAAAUGCUGUCGUGUUAUGACUAAGAAUGAACGAGAGCAUGUUACGACCACGCAUAAUUUCCCUUGUCCUCCAAAUUUACCCUCAUAUGAAUCUAGAGUGGAGAAGUAAGGUGAAGGUUGGUUUUCUUAUUCUAGAUCAGCCUGUUUAGCCAUAGUUUCAUUUCUUCUACCAAAAGUUUAUUUUUGCUCUGUUGGAAAAUAGUGAGUAGAAACACAAAUUUUGACAAAUUUUUGUUUUUGCAAUUGUGUAUAAAAAUUAUGAAUUGGCAUCGUGUUGUCCCAACAUUGUAAUUUAGAAUUCAAGAUUGCUUUGCUGCAACUGUACAUAAGAGAGCUUUUACUUUAUUUUUGUUUCAAAUGUGCUAUGCCUUUGUUGAAUAAAAACACCUGAAAAUUGC